Messenger RNA from Ectocarpus sp. CCAP 1310/34, 3547 nucleotides. The record is from the annotation of a GenBank genome assembly. Lineage: Eukaryota; Phaeophyceae; Ectocarpales; Ectocarpaceae.
CUACCACUGGCAGCAGGGAAAAACCUGCCCGAAGCCGUAGUCCGGCCCGUCAAACCAGCGUAAAGUCCGUACGCAGGGGGAGAGAUAUGAGCGCCAAGGCUCGCUGGAGUUACAACAAGAAGUUCGCUACCCAGGCUCGGUCAAUCUAAGCGCAAGGCACCGACACCGCUGCAGAGCAGAGAAACGAAGAAUAACACACAACAGACGAAGACUACAAGAUCUCUCUACGAGGAGGACGUUGCCUAGCACGAAAACCCCGCCGCCAACCGACCUCGCGGCGGCACCUCAAGCCACGCGCCCGCCGGGGCCGAGACAGCCCAGCAGCAGCGGCCGCCAGGGUACACAAGCAAGGCACCGCAAGCCCUCCCCCAGAUUGCAGUAGUACGGAGACGCUGCGACGGCGAUCAGCAUCAUGUCGACGUCUCACGCGAUCCUCCGCCUAGCAUCUCGCGGCCCCAGCACCGGUGGUCGUCGCCGGCUCCUAACCUCCGCCGCCGCCUCGUAUGGCAGCGCUUCGAGAAAUGCUACUGCGGCGUCAGCAGCGGUUGGACAAUACGGUGUCGCGACGAACGGGAACAACCGGUUAUUUUCCUUGUCGACGGCGGCGGCGGCUCCGUCUGUGACCCAGACUCCGACUCGGGGUCCGACUCCCAGCCCUGCGUCUGCUACCGAGUUUGACACCGACUUGCUGGUGAUUGGCUGUGGCAUCGCGGGCGCCUCCGCGGCCCUCCAGGCAGCCAGGCUGGGCAUGACGGUAACCAUGCUCUCCUCUGCCCGCAACGUGGACGACUGCAACUCGUUCUGGGCCCAGGGUGGCAUCAUCUACAAGGCCGAGGACGACUCGCCGGAUCUACUCGCCUCGGAUGUCCACGCUGCGGGUGCGGGCCUCUGCAACGAUCCCGCGGUCAUGAAGCUGGCCGAGGAAGGGCCCGGCAGGGUGGAGCAGGUGCUCCUCCGCGGCACCUCUGAGGUUCCGUUCGACCGAGAUGCCGAUGGCCGCUUGUCGCUGUGCCUCGAGGCUUCUCACAACCGCGCUCGCAUCAUCCACUGGCGCGACGAGACCGGCAAGGCCAUCACCACUACCGUACAGGCCGCAGCCGCGCAGCACCCGAACAUCCGCAUGAUGACGAGCACCACGGCGGUGGACCUGGCCCUCGCGGCUGGCCAGUGCGUUGGCGCGCACGUUCUGAUCCAGGAUUCCGGCAUGAACGGUGGCAGCGGGAUGGACCGCGGCGGCGGCUACCACCUAAAGACCAUCCGCGCGCCGGCGACCGUCCUCGCGACGGGGGGGCUGGGCGACCUGUACGCGCAUACGUCCAACCCCGCGAGCGCCAAGGGCGCCGGCUUCGCGAUGGCGCUGCGCGCGGGAGCCGUCCUGUCCGGCAUGGAGUACGUCCAGUUCCACCCGACCACGCUCCACAUCCCGGGGCAACGGAGCUUCCUGCUGACGGAGGCGCUCAGGGGGGAAGGCGCGAGGCUCGUCGACCGCAGGGGGCGUUGCUUCGCCAAGAAUUACCACCCGGACGGCGAGCUCGCCCCGCGGGACGUCGUGAGCCGGACCAUCCUCAGCGAGAUGCGCCUCCAGAGGGCCCCCCACAUGUAUCUCGACAUCUCGCACCGUCCCGCGGACUGGAUCCGGGGCCGUUUCCCUUCCAUCUACGAGCACUGCCUGAGGCAGGGGCUCGACAUGACCGUGCAGCCGCUCCCGGUGGUGCCCGCAGCGCACUACUUCUGCGGCGGCGUCGCGACCGACCUGACGGGGCGUACGACCGUACCCGGACUGUUCGCUGCCGGGGAAGUCGCCUGCACCGGUCUUCACGGCGCCAACCGCCUGGCGUCGACCUCCUUGCUGGAGGGCCUCGUCUGGGGCUGCUCGAUCGCUGACCACCUCGCCGACCGCGGCAACAAGGACUCAAAGGACGGGCUGGCGGCGUCGGCCGAGAUGGCCGCUCUCGCGCCGCCGAGGGUCCCGGGGACCGCUGCGAGCGGGGGUGGUCCGGUGGCGUCGGCCAAGGCUCUCUCUUCCGCCUGGAAGGAUCUUAGGACCAUCCUCUGGGAAGACGUCGGCGCCGUCCGCAGGAGCUCUUCCCUCCGCGAGGGCGCCCAGCUCCUCUCGGACCUGGCCGACCGCUGCAGCCGCCUGUACGACACGUCCGCCCUGUGCCCCGAAACCGUGGAGCUCCGAAACGGGGUGCAGACCGGGGCCAUGAUCGCCGCCGCCGCCGCGAGCAACGAGUGCUCCGUGGGGACGCACUUUGUCGAGGAGGAGGACGACGAGAACGACCACGGGCAAGCCAGGGCCUAGACCGAAGUGGCGGAGCGUCGUGUCGUGUGGCGUAGCGCCCCCACCGCCAGCACGUGGACGUUUUUCUGUUCCCACCGCUCUAUAACACUUGGACGACUGGCGUCGUCGGGUCUUGUCGCAUCACGCGCCCAUAGCCGACAUGUGGACGACAGAUCAUGUGGUUCGUUCCCAUGGCCGAAACAUGAACGACUGACGUCGUAGUCUGUUCCCACCGGCAACAUAUGGACGCCUAGUGUUUUUGUCAAAUGUCUGCCCCUACUUUUUUUUGGUCUUGUCUUUUUUGUCGAGUUUGUAUUUCGUGUUGCGCGAAUGUUUAGGCGUUGUGGUAAGCGCACAAUCGUGAAGAUGACCCGUGUUUUCGUCUUGUAAUAGCGUAGGCGUUGUGUGCGCGGUCACUCAAACACAUAUCGUAGUGACCGGUAGUUUUGGGCUACUCACUUUGUGUCUAGUUGGCUUUAGGUUUUUUGGACGUACGGGUUUGCGAGUGUACUGUAGUACAUCGGUGUCUGCGUUGCAUACAUGAUCGGUUAAGUACUCGGCCUCGCAGCCACGGUAUGAGAUGGUACAACGCCGUCGGCAGUACCCACACAGUAAUACGAUGGUUUGGUUUUAGAAAUAAGUAGGACGCGAGGGGAGCUCAAUUUUUAUGUCAACAUGGGCCCAGAGAAUUCCACAGAAGACUUUGCACGAAAAACCUUGGAUGAUGACGGAGGGCUGUGGGCAUUGAAGGCCUCGCUCGUGCUUACGAAUAUCCUUUGCGCUUCUGUCGCUUGCCGGUUGUUGGGCUGUGUUCACGCGAGAAAGAGGCGUGUGGCGAUGGGAGGGGCGUAUUGCACACUUGUCAGGCUCAACAUAAUAGUGGGAAGAUGGUAAAGGUGUUGCCAAGCACAGGGAGAACGGAUCUUGGUGACAUGUGCGUAUCUGUUGAAAAUACGGUCGUUGUUGUAGAGGACACCUGUCCGUGGGAAGAGUAGGAUUUCCGUUUACUAUUUUGCGUGAGUCGUGGGAAGGUAGGACGACCAUAAUGGUGAAAAAAAAUCCAAGAGAUGGAAGAGACCCCCGUCAGCGCACAUGCGCGUAGGUUCGUGGAAGACAACGGAUCGAGAUAGCCUUGACGUGUUCCGUAUGCCUUUCGCCAUUUAUUUUUUUUUGCCAGGGUUAUACAAACAGCACAACGUGUUCGGCCGGGGAGUUUGGGCCAAUGCUGUUCUGACAUUCCUCCACCCUACUUGCGUCCGGUCC